UUAAGUAACUGCUGGAGGCAACCAAAUGUUUCACAACGUAUAACGCGAUAUCUAAAUAACAAAGGACCGAGCGUGUGGCGUAGUAACAGAGUAUGCUAAUUAACGUGCUAAUCAACUUGACGUUCACACACCUGCUCGGCUAUGGGGGUUCAUUUUUUCGUGCUUAUAACAAAAAAAAUUACAAGAGAAAAAACCAAAAAUAAAUAAAUAUAUAAAACACAACUAAAAACAUGUCAAAACAAACGACAAAAACAAAUUAAAUACGAGCAGAAAUCAGCCAUACUCGUCUCAUCCCACUGCUGCUACGGUUUUGAUGAUGCUUUCAAGUGCAGUUGGUGUUAUGCAAUUUGGAGUUCCCGGAGCAGUUUAACACCGCGGGUGGUCGCUAAACUAAAGUCUGCCGGAGGGACUUCUUCACUUAAAAUUUAUACUCGACAAUAAAAACGUUUGUUUGGAGAAUUGACAUCAGGGUAUCAGGGUGACUCUCACACUCUAGAUGUGUGAAACAUUAUUUACGACCGGGACUUAAAACCAUCAAAAUAAAGUUUAUGUUCUGUCGCAGACGGACGCGCGACAGUAGCACACUAUGCGCAGGAUGUCUGAGAAGAUAGAAUCUAAUGACGAGCCGAGCUCCUGGAUGUUAAGUUGGAUUCCCUCCUGGUGCCCUACUUCUGCCUCCCAGCUGAAAGAUGCAGAGGAAAAAAUGCUUAAAAGUGUGAAGACACCUUUCUCCAGGCAGCAUGUGCGGAUAUCCAAUGACAACUAUCUGUGGACAGUGGCUUUUUUGACACACCCUCAUCAGUACUCCUCAUCUCACAUCCAGCCUGAGUCUCCCCUGGUUCUUCUGCACGGCGUCGGGGGUGGCGUCGCACUCUGGGCCCAAAACCUGGAUGCCUUCUCCAGUAGUGGCCCAGUCUACGCUCUGGACCUGCUGGGCUUUGGCAGGAGCAGCCGUCCCCAGUUCAGCAGUGACUCAGAGGAAGCCGAGGAGCAGUUUUUGGCGGCUCUGGAGGAGUGGAGAACCAAAGUGGGACUGGAAAAAAUGGUGCUGCUGGGACAUAACCUCGGAGGAUACCUGGCUGCUGCCUACGCGCUCAAACAUCCCCACAGGGUCAAGGGCCUGGUCCUGGUCGAGCCGUGGGGCUUCCCCGCACGUCCCGAGAACAGCAACCACUACUCCAUUCCUGUGUGGAUCAGAGCCAUGGGGGCAGUGAUGAGUCCCUUCAACCCUCUGGCUGGACUCAGACUGGCUGGGCCUCUAGGUCCAAUGCUGGUCCAGAUGAUUAGGUCGGAUUUCAAACAGAAAUACUUAUCGGUUUUUGACGACAACACUGUGUCUGACUACAUCUACCAUUUAAACGCGCAGACUCCAAGUGGAGAAACGGCGUUCAAGAACAUGACCAUUCCCUACGGUUGGGCCAAAAGGCCGAUGCAGGAGAGAAUCGGACAGAUCCGAACGGACAUUCCCAUUUACUUUAUUUAUGGAUCGCGCUCCAGCAUUGACAGCAACCCCGGAUGUGACUUUAAGAAAAGAAGACCUGAUGUGGAAAUCAUAGUGAUCAGAGGAGCAGGCCACUAUGUUUUUGCUGACCAGCCAGAUGACUUUAACCAGGCUGUUCUUCAGAUCCUCGCACAAACACAGGGGACGACUGAGAAGGAGGCCGGGUGAGAUCUGCGUCGACUGCAGUUUCUCUCUGCCAUGAACUUACUGUAACCGAUCAAACGUUCUUUUUUUUUGUUUGUUUUUUUAUUUCAUACCCGGACCCUGUCCAAGGUUCGAGGUCACAUAUUCUUCCUCCGGUGUCAUGUAAAAAGAUUUUAUAAAUAAAUGUAAGAUGAGCCUGUGUUGCUGACUGU
Molecule: messenger RNA, 1857 nt
Organism: Cynoglossus semilaevis (tongue sole)
Lineage: Eukaryota; Metazoa; Chordata; Actinopteri; Pleuronectiformes; Cynoglossidae
Gene: abhd5b
Product: abhydrolase domain containing 5, lysophosphatidic acid acyltransferase b
Exons: 7
Coding region: 587-1669 (360 amino acids)
Biological process (GO): positive regulation of triglyceride catabolic process; phosphatidic acid biosynthetic process; negative regulation of triglyceride storage
Cellular component (GO): mitochondrion; lipid droplet
Molecular function (GO): carboxylic ester hydrolase activity; lysophosphatidic acid acyltransferase activity
Source: RefSeq, a predicted model, not a curated record